GAUACUAAUAUUUCUUCAGUCGUAACGCAACUAUUAGCUUAGUUUCUGUGCUUCCGUCCAUUUGGACGGUUCUAUUUAACGCGUAAAUUCAAAGUCAUUUAACUUGUGCACUUGUGAAUUCCAUCAUUGUAUCGUGCUCUAUAAAUAUAAGAUGAAAUUAUAUUCUGUUUCGGACGGCCCGCCGUCUCUUGCAUGUCGGAUGCUUCUGAAAGCUCUGAAGGUCGAUUUUGAACUGAUCAACAUCGAUUUUGGGAAAGGCGAGCAUAUGACUAAGGAAUACGAGAAGCUCAAUCCGCAGAAAGAAAUACCUACUCUCGUCGACGGUGAUCUUGUUAUGGGCGAAAGCAACGCUAUCUUACAAUAUCUAGCCGACCAAUAUGACACGAGCAGCAAGUUUUAUCCGAAGGACAACAAGGCGCGAGCCAUUAUCAACCAUCGUCUAUGCUUCAAUUUGGCGUUCUAUUAUCGCAAUAUCUCCGAGUAUAUUUUGGCGCCGAUAUUCUACAAUUACCAACGCACUCCGCUCGGUCUGAAAAAAAUGAAGAUCGCGUUGGACAUCUUCAACACGUACUUGGAACGCGGAAACUGCGAGUACGCAGCGGGCGAUAGUUUGACGAUCGCCGACCUGCCGCUAAUAGCCUCGACAAUGUGUCUGGAGGUCAUCGACUUCAAAUUAGACGCGUGGCCCCGUGUGGCGAAGUGGUACGACAAUUUUAAGCAGAAGUAUCCCGAUCUUUGGGGAAUAGGCCAGGAAGUGAUGCGAGAGUUAAUCUAUUUCGAGAAACACCCGCCCGAUCUAUCUGGGAUGGAUCACCCCAUACAUCCGGUGCGCAAGAGCGCGUGAAGAACUUCACUUCGUCCACACAAUAUUACGAGGACACUUUGAUCCAUAUUCCAUUGGUAUUUAGAAUUGAUAUUUUUCAGUCGAAACAGAAAAUAGUUAUUAUAUUAUAUAAUUAUCAACAAGUUAGUGAUAGUUGUAUCACAAAAGACUUGUUAUCUUUUUCUAAUAAAUUCUCGUAGGAAACUGAAACACCAAAGAAAAAUAGGAAGUCCUGCUUAGAUAUCCAAAAAUAUACCGUUAUUGUUUAUUUUGCUCGUGAAAAUGAUCAAUCCUUCUAAAAUGGAGAACUUUAUUUUCUGUUUUAUUUGACAAACGCGACAAAUCUGUUAUCAACUUAAUCAACUUAAUAUUAUGUAUCAUUACCA
Messenger RNA from Odontomachus brunneus, 1209 nucleotides. RefSeq names its product glutathione S-transferase 1 (gene gfzf). The record is from RefSeq and is a predicted model, not a curated record. NCBI's taxonomy places the organism in Eukaryota, Metazoa, Arthropoda, Insecta, Hymenoptera, Formicidae. The coding region runs from base 152 to 844 and encodes 230 amino acids. Gene Ontology annotation, biological process: glutathione metabolic process. The transcript is spliced from 5 exons. Gene Ontology annotation, molecular function: glutathione transferase activity.